Messenger RNA from Scleropages formosus (Asian bonytongue), 3462 nucleotides. RefSeq names its product synaptobrevin homolog YKT6. Gene Ontology annotation, biological process: endoplasmic reticulum to Golgi vesicle-mediated transport. Gene Ontology annotation, cellular component: Golgi apparatus. Bases 298 to 894 code for a protein of 198 amino acids. The record is from RefSeq and is a predicted model, not a curated record. NCBI's taxonomy places the organism in Eukaryota, Metazoa, Chordata, Actinopteri, Osteoglossiformes, Osteoglossidae. Gene Ontology annotation, molecular function: SNAP receptor activity. The transcript is spliced from 8 exons.
AACUAAAUAAAAUAAAGCAGGCUUUAGGGAACUGUGUUUCCACACGGCGCGGUUUUGCUGUCGGACCACCUUCCGUCAAUGACGUGGUUCGUGUGGCUUUAGGGAGUUUUCUGCCGCUGCUGUACUGUGGAUUAUCUCUUCCCUCAGUUCACUUAUUUUUAUAACUCCAGUUUCCACUCCUGUUAGGUGCCUAGUUGCCUGUUUAUGUAUAUACUCAAGUGACACAGCUAAGAAAACAGUGAGUGAGAUUACCACAGCUAGGAGAGCUUCCCUUUCUCAUCCAGCCAGGUUGUUGUCAUGAAGCUCUACAGCCUCAGUGUCCUCUAUAAGGGGACCAACAAGUCCAGCUUGCUGAAAGCAGCUUAUGAUUUAUCAUCCUUCAGCUUCUUCCAGAGGUCGAGUGUCCAGGAGUUUAUGACCUUCACCAGUGCCCUGAUUGUAGAGCGCACCUCACAUGGGAGUCGGGCAUCUGUCAAAGAGCAAGAAUACCUAUGCCAUGUGUAUGUGCGAAACGACUCACUCAGCGGUGUUGUGAUUGCAGACAGCGAAUAUCCUCAGAGAGUAUGUUUCACCCUGCUUGAUAAGGUUUUGGAUGAUUUCUCCAAACAAGUUGAAAGCAGCGACUGGCCAUCUGGAUCUCCAGAUACCAUUCGAUACACUGCCCUGGACAGCCAUCUAGCCAAAUACCAAAACCCUCGCGAGGCAGAUGCAAUGACCAAAGUGCAGGCUGAACUGGAUGAAACCAAAAUCAUUCUGCACAACACAAUGGAGUCAUUGCUGGAAAGAGGGGAAAAGCUUGACGACUUGGUGCAGAAGUCUGAGCAUCUGGGAAACCAGUCCAAAGCCUUUUACAAGACUGCUCGGAAGCAGAACUCGUGCUGUGCAGUGAUGUGAUGUCAUUGGACUGAAUGGUUGGAUUUACCCCUUUUGGCCCAAUGCUCUACCACUUCCAGCAUCCCCAAUAACCCGAUUCCAAAACACAAACAGGGAGCUGGAGGUGAUCCUGAGAGUGGGUCUUUACAGACACUUCUGUCAGCAUAGAAAAAUAAUUUUGAAACGGUUCAACUGAGUCAAGCUGUUUCCAGCAGGUUUUAAGGGGCCGAUGUCCUGAAUUGUUCCAUAACCGUUUUUUCUCAUUUAUACAAUCUCCCUAAAAUGUAAGAUUGCAGUCUUUGUCAGUGUUGUUAUUGUCAUACCGUGUCUGAUCAGUGUAGUGAAACUGUAUACUUCUGCUCAGUUGGUCAUGCUUCAGCCUAAAGCUUAUGACCUCUUUCAUCCUUGGUGUGUUGCCAGUAUUCCUCUAUAUGAACGCAACACGGGGUGAGUGCUAUAGAGGCGCAAUCACUCUUCCCAGGUACAUGCACUGAAUGCGUACUAAUCUGUGUGCCUGUAGAUGGCGCUAUACCCUUAAACACUUUUUGCACAGUUUCUCCACACUGCUUUGACAGCCAUUCUUGGGACUUUAGUUCUGGACACCCUGGCCUAUUCUGUGACAUUUUCCUGACCAGUGCAGUCACAGAGCACUGUGGAAUGUGCAAAGGAUGUUUUAGGUGAAUGGUGCUUGGUCCUUUAGUAAAUCUCCAGCUCUGUACAAAACCUUCCUGGUCAUUUGAAUAGAAAUGCAGGAUGACUAAGUAGACAGGACAGACUUGAAAAUAUAUGGACCGUUCUUUAAUAUGGACCACAAGUAAAAAGCAUAGUACAGUUUAUAUUAUUACUAUUAGUACUUAUUAACAUUCCUACUAUGUGAGUUUGCUGAGCUUAACAUUGUUAAUGGUGGCUAUGCAGGGCAGACUUUAACCUACAAAACACUGACAGUUAUCUUAAUCUUGGAAUAACUUCUCCCCAUGGAUUAACCACCUUAGUAUUUAAUUAGGGUAAAACUGGGCCUGUUUAAACUCAGCAGAUGAUUUUCUGUGUAUGUGUGCGCAACAUUGCCAGCCUUAGAUAGUGUAUAUCCACAUGUCUGCCUGAUCAAGGCUGGCUGAAAACUGUCUUUCCAAGGUUACCCAUCUGGGCCAGAUACUUUCACCUAUACACUAAGGACAUAAUUUUUUCUUGCAUAUUUCCUUUAAUAUUUGGCCACUGCUGAAAUAUGUUUCAGUUCUUAUUUGGCCACAGCUUCCUCCGAAUAAAGUUAAGGCAAUAGUAGAACCUGGUACUUUAAAUGCAGCAAAGAAACAUUCCUGUUCUGUAGUUUUGAGUGAUUUUUUUAUUCCUCCCCCCCCCCCCCAUCCAUAUCAAUACCAGGGACUAGAUAUUUUUUUAAUAAAUGCAUCAAUAACGCAGUGAUCCUCUGAGUAGCUUUGAUAAUAAAAAGCUUUUGCUAGUCUUUGUUUCCGAAACAUGAUUGAAAGAGAUAAAUAGACAGGAACAGAAUCUCAACAAGGUGUAGCUCUGAGAUCAUUCUCACAAACAUAAUGCCGCAAAUGGCAACGUUUCUCACAUGUGUUUAUGAAAGGUGUCUGCAAUGCCACACAAGGAGGAGCUGCAAAUCUCUUCAGGCUUUGCUACUACAUCAUUCUUUCUAUUGUUAUGUUUGUUGAAGGAGAAAACAAACAUUUUCCAAAAUAAUCACGCCUGUAGAAGCACUUCUUGUGUUGCACAGCAAUGGCUUUAACUUCUAGCGGAUCCUGCAAACCAUGUCUGUUUCCAUUUGAGAAGUUUUGCAGUAAAUGUCUCCUUGCAACUAUUCAUAUGUAAUAAGUUUCAUAAUGGGUUGAAGCCGUAGGACACCUUAAAAUGUCUGCAGCAAAAUUUUCAGACAAAAAAUCACAUGCCUUUAAUACAAGGUUUUUCUUUCUUGUGUGAUUUUGAGAUUCCGUGUGUGUGUGUGCGCGCGUGCGUGUGUGUGCGCGUGUGUGCGCCUGUCCGAAUGUGCUUUCUUGGAUUUGUUGUUUGUUAAGUGCAGCUCACCAAGCAAUUAUUGCUGAUUGCUGUGCUCCUGGUGUGCAGCAUUUCUGCAAUCUAAUUUGUAUGUUGACUGUAAAGUUCUCUUUGUUACAUAUUUGAUGUCAAGUUUUUGGCCUUAGGGGACAGGUCUUGACACUUCACACAUACAUCUCUCCAGGUGCCUUUGAAUGAUGUCUCCAAGUAUCCAGCUUUGUAGGACAUUUUUGGAAUUCACUGGAAAUAAUUUUUGUCAUGUGAUGAUGCAGUGUUGUCAUGGAAAUAUAACGUUAUUGCUGUUCAAAGAAAAAAAGGCGACUUUGGGAGUUCAUAUAUUUAAGAUGGGUUACUUAAUUGGACGACAAUAUUGUGAGAGGCAGUGCAGGUAUACUGUCUCGCAGCAACAUGUCACAACACGUGGUGUAUCAGAAAUCAGACUUACCACACUGCAAGCUUUUAUAGGCAUACAUGAAGAACCUUCUGGUACCACAUUCAGUAUGCAGUAGGAAUCUAGUCUUCAGACUGGAAAUCAGAAGUUAGUCAUUAGACAGCAGUAGUGUUUAAUUUCAAUAA